AUGUCGAAAGGCACGCCUUCGGGGCCACUUACCCCCACAAAUACCGCUACACCGAGUCUAGACGUGUUAAAGUAUUUUGAAAUAACUGUUAUCUCACUCGCCGCGGCGAUGGUUCUGGCUGCUUUUGGCCUCGUUAUAUACGUUGCGGGCCUCCGGGCAAAAUUAACAUACACAUCCCACGUGGGACAUUACCCAGAGGCAAGCCUCCGGGAGAUCGAAAACGCGCUUCAGAUAGAAGCUCAGCGCCUCCCAGGUCCCUGGGGCCCUCGUUUGCGGGCGUUUUUGGCCCGGCCUUGGGGAAUAAUGAUUCGCACCUUGGGUGCACUCCGGCUGCGGUGGCCCUUCUCUAAUGGGACAAUGAGGGAGACGAUAGCUCUCCAGCAGGUGGCACCGCCAGUCCCCACGGAGGAGGUACCCCCAAUCCCAGACGAGGAGGUGCCGCCAAUGCCGGAGGAGGAAAGGAGUGAGGAGGUGGUGGAGGAGGAGGUGGUGGAGGAGGAGGAGGGGAAUAGUCCUCUUAUGGGACCAAAGACAAUCGAGGAGCUUUUGGAGGAGGAGGGGCAGGCCUGGGGCCGAAGGGCAUAA
Molecule: messenger RNA, 585 nt
Organism: Aspergillus heteromorphus CBS 117.55
Lineage: Eukaryota; Fungi; Ascomycota; Eurotiomycetes; Eurotiales; Aspergillaceae
Exons: 3
Coding region: 1-585 (194 amino acids)
Source: RefSeq, a predicted model, not a curated record